Messenger RNA from Athalia rosae (coleseed sawfly), 1753 nucleotides. It is a transcript of the gene Bmcp, whose product is annotated as mitochondrial uncoupling protein Bmcp. The record is from RefSeq and is a predicted model, not a curated record. NCBI's taxonomy places the organism in Eukaryota, Metazoa, Arthropoda, Insecta, Hymenoptera, Athaliidae. Gene Ontology annotation, biological process: mitochondrial transport. The coding region runs from base 489 to 1376 and encodes 295 amino acids. The transcript has 10 exons. Gene Ontology annotation, cellular component: mitochondrial membrane.
GAAUCACGAUACAGAAGCGUUAUCACAAAUGAUUAUAAAAUAUUUAAAAUAACCGAAUCAGGUUUCAUACAACAUUUUUUCUUAUCAGCUUAACUCAUUGUUCGAAAUCUACGACAAACACAUUUUCAAUAGUGCUGUCGCCGGGUUUUUUGAAGCUGCACGUAGUGUAACCUCGAAUUAGGACGUAGAGUUGCUCUGGUAUCUCGAACUCAUCGUUUCUUGUCAUUUAUACUCUAUUGCUGGUUUAUUAAUCGUUGUAUCUACUUCACCGCGCAAAAACUUAAAUCCGCUGACCUAUUUCGCAAGACCUCUUGGGGGCCUUCCGGGUGAUGCAAUAAGUAGCAAAUAUCCAACUACAGGGGGUCUUGCAUUUUUCACUCUCAACGUCAAUAACAGAACUACUACGUCUGAAGCUGAUAAAACCGUCUCACAUUGCGUCUGAUAUCGAAAUUGUUAUUAAGCAAUUACUCCGUGAAACGUGAACGGGUAUGGGAGAAAGAGGCUGGAGAGAUUGGAGACCCUUUGUGUAUGGGGGACUGGCAUCAAUUGUUGCCGAAUUUGGCACAUUCCCAUUGGACACAACAAAAACUCGCUUACAGGUACAAGGACAAAAACUGGAUCAGAAACAUGCGUCUCUUAGAUAUUCUGGCAUGACAGAUGCAUUGGUGCAAAUAUCAAGACAAGAAGGAUACAGAGCUUUAUAUUCUGGGAUAAGCUCGGCUGUACUGAGACAAGCUACAUACGGUACAAUAAAAUUUGGAACCUACUAUUCUCUCAAAAAAGCGGCAACUGAUAAGUGGGGAACGGAUGAUCUAGUGGCAAUAAAUAUCGUGUGUGCAGCUGUUGCUGGAGCAUUUUCAAGUGCAAUAGCUAACCCAACAGAUGUAGUAAAAGUUCGUAUGCAAGUCAGAGGAGUUGAAGCAAAUGUUUCAUUGUUCAGUUGCUUUCAAGAAGUUUAUCAGAACGAGGGUAUUCGAGGUUUGUGGAAGGGAGUUGGACCAACUGCUCAACGAGCUGCGAUAAUUGCAGCUGUGGAGCUUCCGAUAUACGACUGGUGUAAACAGAAAUUAAUAGGCACAGUUGGUGACAGUGUAGCGAAUCACUUUGUGUCAAGUUUUAUCGCCAGUAUGGGGAGUGCUGUAGCUUCUACCCCCAUAGAUGUUGUGAGGACUCGUUUAAUGAAUCAAAGGCGAGUUCGUUUGGCUUGCGGAGGUCUGUCAGCUAAUAUUUACGCGGGUAGCAUUGAUUGUUUUGUUCAGACUGUGAAAAAUGAAGGCUUCUUCGCCCUGUAUAAAGGAUUCAUACCGACAUGGUUUAGAAUGGGUCCUUGGAACAUAAUAUUUUUCAUUACGUAUGAACAGUUGAAACAUUACUAAUCAAGUGUGAAAUGCUCAAUACUGGAGUUGUAGCAUCUGCACUAGUUCUUCAACUUGAUCGUCUUUAUAAUCAUCGUCAUCGAAAUAAGGUUCCACAAAUAUUAGAGUGCUUAACACAGUUGUGGCGUUGUCUAUAGGCGGAGUUCCAAGACACAUACUGUUGGUCGUCUGCUUUGUGUAAAUAAUGUUGAAAGAAAUAGCGGACAGCCUGUUCUCUUUUGAAGGAAUCUUUGUCUUAUUUCUGGGUCUGUGGUAAAUACUGAGGUGAUAGGGAUCUACCACGAUGAUUGAAAAUUUGGAAAGAUGGUAAAUUACGCAGUGUUUCCCACGAUUUGCUUUCCAAGUCAACGGCAGCUCGUAUCUCUUUGAAGUCACCA